Messenger RNA from Daucus carota subsp. sativus, 804 nucleotides. RefSeq lists its product as uncharacterized. The transcript is spliced from 2 exons. NCBI's taxonomy places the organism in Eukaryota, Viridiplantae, Streptophyta, Magnoliopsida, Apiales, Apiaceae. The record is from RefSeq and is a predicted model, not a curated record. The coding region runs from base 1 to 804 and encodes 267 amino acids.
AUGACUACACAUACUGUGGAACCUUCACAGGAUCCUACAUCUCCUUAUUUUUUACAUCCUUCCGAUAACCCUGGGAUGAAGCUUGUUUCUAUGCAAUUUGAUGGUGAUGGAUACUCUGAUUGGAGACAAUCCAUGUUAAUCAGUUUAGGUGCUAAGAACAAGACAGGUUUUGUUGAUGGUUCAAUUACCAAACCAGUAGAUGAUGCUGUUUACUUGAAAGCUUGGGAUCGAUGUAAUUCGAUGAUGACUUCUUGGUUGUUAGGAGUUUUGGAUCAAAACAUAGCCAGAUCUGUUUUGUAUUUUAAGUCUGCUAGAGAAAUUUGGAUGAAUUUAGAAGAGAGAUAUGGACAAGCCUCAGGCACGAUGUUGUAUUCAGUUCAACAAUCCUUGUAUGAGCUUAAACAAGGACAGGAUAAUGUUUCUGGUUUUUACACCAAGAUGAAAAUGUUGUGGGAUCAGUUGGAUGCUGUUGAUCCACUACCAUGUUGUGGAUGCACUUGUGGUACUUGUGAUAUUUCUCAGAAGUUGAUUAAGUCUCGAGAUGAUAAAAGAGUAGUAGAAUUCUUGAUGAAGUUGGGUGAUGGUUUUGAGAUCAUCAGAGGAAAUAUUUUGGUUAUGUCUCCCAUACCAUCCAUUUCACAAGUUUACAGGCUGUUAGUUCAAGAGGAGAAUCACAAGAAGAUUUCUCACAUUCCAGCACUACAGGAUGAUCCACCUACUAUGGCUUUCUUUGCCAAUAACAAGAGAUUUUCUCAGGACAAAUAUAAGUCACAGAACAAGCAGAGUUAUUCUGGAGAGGAAUGA